Messenger RNA from Thrips palmi, 2106 nucleotides. Its product is annotated as nucleolar protein dao-5-like. NCBI's taxonomy places the organism in Eukaryota, Metazoa, Arthropoda, Insecta, Thysanoptera, Thripidae. The transcript is spliced from 6 exons. The record is from RefSeq and is a predicted model, not a curated record. Bases 403 to 2106 code for a protein of 567 amino acids.
CGCAGCAAGCGGGAACGCUGCCGCCGCGUCGCUCCGCGUUCCGCCCUGACGUACUGACGUGCCCCGCGAGUCUGCGCGCGAACGAGUGGGACGAGUCGCUAGCCGUGCCGCGAGUGCAGUGCUGUGACAGUGUGCCUUCCUUGACAGUGGCGUGGCCAUUCCCCGCGCGUGCCCGCCUUGGUGCCCGCCGCCUGCCCGCGGCUCAUUUGGAUUAACCCGCACGGAUCAUCUCCAUCCGGCGCGGCGUGUCCCUCCACCGCGUGCCCCGCCGCCCCCUUCCGCUGAGCUGCAACAGAUGGUGCCGCUGUGAAUGGCGGGUGGCGCGCCAGGCUGCCUCCCAGCCCUGGCCUCGGCCCUGGCCUCGGCUUCGGCCCCGGCCUCGGCGCGUGCGGCGAGGAGGCCAUGAAGGCCAAGGCCGCGGACGAGGAUGGCGUCGAGCAGGCGGGCGGCGUGCGGCCGGCGCUCAAGUCGUUCCUGCAGCAGGUCAUCAGCGACCAGCAGGACGGUAUCAACAGCUUCAACAGCAAGAAGACGGUGAACGCGCUGAGCAGGCUCAUCGACCUGCCCGCCCUCGACAAGAAGGAGCCCCCCGGGGUGCCGGCCAAGCCGAAGCUCGCCAGCGCCAACAACAACAAGAAUGUCAACAACGUCCGCAACCAGCAGACCUCCGCCCGUAAGGAGGUGCGGCCCGCCGCUGGCGUCGUGGACGCCAAGGCGGUGCGCGGGGUGCCGCCACCGUCCGCCAAGAAGCCGGAGCCGCCGUCGCUCACCAAGAAGCCGGCCUUGACGACCAAGGCGAAGAAGGAGGCCGCCGUGGCCACGAUCAUCGUGGGGAACCGCGCCAGCGUGCUCCGGUCCGUGCCGCCCGCCAUCAUGGACGAGGUGGUGGCGCUCAGCUCCAAGAUCCACCAGCUUCAGGACACUCACGACGCCCGGCCGUCCAAGGUGGCGCUGGUCAGGAAGAGGCCUUCGUUCGCCAAGCAGCGCGUCGGCGCUGGGGGCAACAAGGUGAAGGCCGCCGUCAAGAUGUUCGAGCCCGCCGCCGAGGAACACCCGGCUGCUGCCAUAUCUGAUGUGCCAAAGGAAAAGGAGGUGCCAACGAUGCCAACGCCGGUGGGAAGCCCCGCCGCCAGCCCCGCCGCCAGCCCCACCGCCAGCUCGAAGCGGUCUCGGGAGGCGCUGCGAGCGCGCUCGCAAGCCAACAAGACGCUGCUCAAGACCGCCAAGACAAUGCGGUCCGAGGAGCGUCGGCUCGUCGUCGUCAACUUCGACGAUGACGACAUCGAUACCAUUCCGCCGCUACCUUCCACGACGCCGCCCCCUGUGCCCGAAAACGCCAGCGCCCUGAAGAACAUCCUGGACCGGGCGAACGCCUCCCCGUCUCCGUCACCUGCCAGUGCGGAAGGGUCAGAAGCGGUGGCGCCGCCAGCCCUGCCCGCGCGCAACAACGCCGCGGUCCCCACCAGGGCUGCACCGGCUGCUCCGGCUGCGCCUGAAGUUCCGGAGAACAAGGACAGCGCCAAGCUAAAGGCCAACCACUCGUUCCUGUGGCGGUCGGCGCCGGCGCCCCCCAAGGCGCAGCCGAAGGCAGACCCGCCAUCGGCUGCCAACGACGGGCCGUCCUUCCGCGCCGUCCCCGCCCUGGUGCAGCCCGACGAGACUCGCCAGGACGACGACGACGUGCCGCCGGAGAGCGGCGACGAACCUCAGCUGUACGACGACGUGGUGGCGCCGGCGUGCGACGAGAACAUCUACGAUGACAUCGGCGUGGAGGCCAAGAAGAAGGACGCCCAGGAGAUGUACGAGACGUGCGGCGGCGGCAACUACGACGACUGCGAGGGCGAGGGCUACCAGUUCGUGGACAGCGCCGCGAGCGCGCCGCUGCCGCCACCGCCACCGCCGCCACUUCCACCACUACCCGUCGCCGAGGAGGAAGACGAGGAGGGCGACAACAUCUACGACGACGUGCUGUCGGAGCGCCGGCCGGACACGCCCGCGGAAGGGCUGGCCGCUGCGGCCGGCGUGGCCGACGACGCCGUGUCCACCAGCGGCGUCUACGAGGCCAUCUACCUGGUGCGGCCGAGGGCAUCUACGGGGACCCGCUGA